This is a messenger RNA of Eremothecium cymbalariae DBVPG#7215, 1182 nucleotides long. RefSeq names its product alpha-1,6-mannosyltransferase (gene HOC1). The coding region runs from base 1 to 1182 and encodes 393 amino acids. Gene Ontology annotation, biological process: protein N-linked glycosylation. The transcript has a single exon. Gene Ontology annotation, cellular component: mannan polymerase complex. NCBI's taxonomy places the organism in Eukaryota, Fungi, Ascomycota, Saccharomycetes, Saccharomycetales, Saccharomycetaceae. The record is from RefSeq and is a predicted model, not a curated record. Gene Ontology annotation, molecular function: alpha-1,6-mannosyltransferase activity.
AUGACCAAGAAGAACUCGAAUAACUGGAGACGCUAUUUGUUUUUGGCGAUUCCUAUAAUCAUGGGGUCUCUGCUGUUACUAAGAUUUGUCAGUCGCUCCAACCCAACAGACUUGCAGACAUUAUUGCAAAGUCUACCCAAGGAGUUAACGCAGAGUUUGGAUCGUUCCCACAGCAAGGGAGACAAGAUAAUGGAGAAAUUUGAAAGGUUUUCUGAAGAGUUGUUAAAAAAGCAGGAAGACCAGAUAAGAAGGUUAGAUAGGGAACGGAAAGUGUUGGAAAAGAAGAUACAGGAGUUGAAGCAACCAUCGAGCCAUGCGACUUUACGUGAGAGGUUAGCAGCUAUGUAUGAGUAUGGUACUACGAAAAAAUUCCCUGCUUACAUAUGGCAAACAUGGCCUUAUUCUGAUCUCGAUGAUAGAAUGCAAGAGAACCUUCGUACUUACGAAAGAUAUUGGGGUGCGAAAAACCCGGGCUUCGUUCACGAAAUAGUUAAUGAUGAUACUGCCAGUGUUUUAGUUCAUUACCUAUAUGCUUCUAUACCUGAAGUGAUUACUGCAUAUGAAAAGUUACCAACGAAAAUAUUGCAAGUGGACUUUUUCAAAUAUUUAAUUCUUUUGGCCCGUGGAGGUGUGUAUGCAGAUAUUGACACCAAUCCAUACCAGCCAGUUCCUAAUUGGAUCCCAGAAAAUGUGGCUCCUAAAGAGAUAGGUUUGAUAAUAGGCAUAGAACAUGAUGCCAAGAGACCGGAUUGGAGGUCUAACUAUCUCAGAAGGCUACAGUUUGGUACCUGGGUUAUUCAGGCUAAGCCGGGGCAUCCAAUAAUACGAGAAGUGGUGGCCAAAAUUACCGAAGAAACGUUGAGCCGUAUGGAGCGUAACGAUUUGAAAUUAAAUGCAAGGAAUGAUUUGAACAUAAUGGGAUGGACUGGCUCAGGUAUUUGGACAGACGUUGUAUUCACGUAUUUCAAUGAUUAUGUUCAGAGUGGCAUCCUUAAAAAAAUCACGUGGAAGGAAUUCCAUAACAUUAACAUUCCAAAACUAGUUGGUGACGUGCUUGUGUUGCCCCAGUUUUCAUUCAGUGCCCCUACUUCACAAGACUCAUCCUCUGCUGAAAGCAAGAUGUUACAGUUCGUAUCCCACGAAGGUAUGAAAUCAUGGAAAGUAGCUGGAGGCAGCAAUUAG